Carassius auratus (goldfish) is the source of this 5848-nucleotide messenger RNA. Its product is annotated as serine-rich coiled-coil domain-containing protein 2-like. The transcript has 11 exons. Gene Ontology annotation, cellular component: microtubule cytoskeleton. Gene Ontology annotation, molecular function: microtubule binding. The record is from RefSeq and is a predicted model, not a curated record. Bases 16 to 2883 code for a protein of 955 amino acids. NCBI's taxonomy places the organism in Eukaryota, Metazoa, Chordata, Actinopteri, Cypriniformes, Cyprinidae. Gene Ontology annotation, biological process: microtubule bundle formation.
CUCUGCUGUUUGCUGAUGGAACAGAAGGUCCUCAGUAAGUCCUCCAUGGUGUCCAGAUUGCCAAAAUUUGGUGCCCGUCCUGUCAAUGGUACCUCCUCAUCCCUUCCCAAUGGUACGACCCAGACUGCGCUCACUCAAGAGGACAAGAAUCCGCCAGCUAGGCCAAAUGGUGUGGUCAGAGCCUCCUCCUAUUCCAUGAAAUGGAGGAAGGAUAGUGGUGGGCCGGUGGACCCUUCAAACCCAGUCGAGGGCACAAUACCAGAAGAGAAGAAAGUUCGCUCCCAACAUUCUCCAGGAAGUAGGGAGUUAAAAAGCCCUUCUACUACCGCAUCCAAAGUGCACAGAUCUGCUGCCUCAUUGUCUACUGGAAGCCCCAAACCUGCACCCAAAUCCCCUAAAUCCAUCCCGAGUCAUAAACCAAAGUCUCAAAACUCUAAAAUCACCCCAACCUCCAAAAGUCAGGACCUAUCCCAAAAAAGCUCAGGCUCCAGGCCAACUCAAAAUGGGACUUCAUUUCUGGGGUCUUCACCGAGCCAAGCAAGCCCUUCAGGGCUUCAGCAUCCAAGAGCAAACUCUAGCUCUACUCGAAGCACCUCCAGAGACCACCGUUUGUCCCAGUCCAACGACAGCCUCUCACGGCAGUUGCUCAUGCCUGACUACAUGGUGCGUUCUCAGAGCUUCACUCACUUCAAACAACUGCCCUCACCAACGACCACACCCAUGACGCGCUCCUACUCUUUCAACAAGGCAGUGGAGCUAGCCAAACCGCUUGCUAAUACACAGCUUCGUCCUCCACGAACAGUUGGACUCAAAUCUCCUUUGAGCUUAAGCAAAGGCCAUCUAGUGUUCGGAUUGGGUGGCCUGGGAUUUGGAAAGGGGAUAACAGAUAGACUACCUGCUGGGACUCCUUCUUCAGAGAGUUUAACUCCUCCUAAUUCAAUAAAAAGGACUCUUGUGCCUAACUCUGUGCUGACAAAUCCCUCAUUACAGGCCUACAAGCUAAAUCGACCAAUUCCUUCCAAACUGCAUUGCCCUCUAGUGGUUGGGAGGAGCCCAAUGGAAAGUGACGUUAUUACUCCGCCUCUCACUCCCGAGUUGCUCCAUUGUGCCACAAAGAAUGCAUCAGAUUCCCCAGAGGAGCCUGUGACAGAGCUAGGGCUGGAUGGGAACCUCAGCUACACUGUGGAGGGAAUGGAGGACAUGUCUCUCUCUUCUGCAUCUUCUCUGGAGAGGAAUGACACCAGUGAAGAGUUUCUAGAUGACUUUGAUAAUCUAGGGAAUCAGUUGCAGAAUGGCAUUCCUCAAAACAAAUAUGCUGUGGCCACACCCACCCAAGUUCGCCUGCAGGGCCUCUUAAAAGAGACCAUGGACUGGACUGGGAUUGGUCUAGCGGGUGGCAAGGCAGAUUUAAUGGGUGGUCUGCUCCGUGGGCCGCUGCUCAUGUCCCCUGACAUGGAUCGUCAUGCGACCUCCUCUCUGGAGCUCUCCCCCUCUAACAGCUCUGGAGGAACAUACAUGUGGGAUGAGGAGGGCAUGGAGCCGCUGGGGCACAACACACUCAUACACCGUUGCAGCAGUUAUGAGUCAGACCUCAACAGCAUUGGCAUUCUGAACAACUUGGAUAACACUGGCUCAUGUGAUCUGGAAAAUGAUGACCUCAUGCUUGAUGUGGAUCUGCCAGAGGACGGGGCCUUACUCCAUGAUGGGAUGGCCCACUUUGAGCGCUCUGACAGGGGGGGCCGGCCGGCUCAAUGGAGGAGGAGACAGCAGAGAUGGAGUGGAACGGAUCAUGCUCAUAAUGACAACAGACUGGUCGGGUUUCAUUACGAUCCCUGUCGUGCAGGACCUCGGCCCCUCCAUCCCGCAGUCCAGCAUGACAGUCACACGGUGGCGCUAGAUGAACUCACUCUCAAGCACCUGGCUGAAGACUGCUCGUCUGUCAAGUCCCAGCUGCUCAAACUCAAGAGUAUGCUGCAGAUGGAUGAUGGCGAGAUUUCUCCAGAGAGUUUGGAUUCCAGCGAAGAUGACAGCAGAGCCCAGCAGAUGGAGGAGCUGAUGAAGGAGGUGGCACAUCUCAGGGAAGAGCUGAAAAAUAAAGAUCAAAUCAUCACACGGCUCACUCAUCAACAGCAUCAACAAUCUCCAGUGAGAUGUCCGUGUCAUCAGCAGAAGUCAGGGGUCAAAGGUGAGAGAAGAACUCAUCAUGAUAAAUCCACUCAGACGGUGUGGCGACCGCCCCAUCAUCACCCCGCUCCUCAAAUACUUCAGCCCAUCAGUCGCAUCCCCAAAGAGCCCCUCCUCCAGGGAAAACUAGCAAGAACAGUCCAAAUCGGGGGCCACAAUGAUGCCUGCACCGAAGAGGAAUGGCCUUUUACGUCCUGUCCUCCAGCCCCCUGCACAGAUCCAAUUCUUCCUCCUGAUAAAGACCCUCACGUGGAGUUGAAAUCUUUGCCUGACCCAGAGGAGCUGAGCCGGUUGCUUAGCACCCACCUUCACAUACAAGACAACAAUGAGAAUGACUCACCAGAGGCAGGAGAACAGAUUGUGAGAUUGACCCCUGAAAGCCAUCAAAGCAAACUCCUGCAAACCCCUCACCCCUCGUCCUCCUUCAGCCCGCGCGUCCUGCAGCCUCCACGUCUACACAGACGGGUAAAACUCCCUGCUCUGUCUAUAGGAGGCGGUAGUGGUCCAAACCCAAAACCCAAUCUUCCUCCACCUCCGUCCAGAGGUUUGCCAUGCUUCAGUGCAGGGAACCACGUCAUUACUCGCGGCCGGCUAUCCCAAUCUUGGCCAGCAGUAGUCAGGAGUGAGGCUGACCCACAACGCAAUGCUUCGGUACCGCUCGGUGUCUCCACACGACUUGCAAAGCCAAAGACUCACUGAGCGUUAGCUGCAGCCAUAGACACUGAUAAGGCUACCUCUCUGAACGCAUGAUCACACAUGCGGCUUGCACUAGAUGGUGGUGUUAGUGGCUAGACAACGUUUCAAGCUAAACAAAGCAGCUAAGCUAUCUCAUCUAACUAUGCAACAAAAAGUAGUCACAAUCAGGACAUCUGUCCCACAAAACCACUCUAUCACUUCGAACUAAAAGUCAUUGAUCAUAAUCCUUAACCACUAAGAAACUUUUACCAUUCACAAUUACAUCAUCCAUAAAAACUGAGCUUUUAAUGGACUGAUAAACUGAACGAAAGAUUGAGAUUCAGUCUGAAUGAGAAGGCAAAAGUAGAGAAAAUGAGAACUGGAAAGCACUAAAGAAGUUUUUUUUACUGAUACACAACAAACGUCAAAGACGUGAGUGCUGUGCCAUAGACUUCCUGUGGAGAUUAUUCAAGACCCUCAGUUUGUGGCUAUUUCCUCAAGCGGUGAGCCCUCAGGGCGCCAACUCAUUUAGUGGGUGAAUCUGACGUUUACAUCACCAACCUCCUGAGGUUUAACUGCGAAAACGCAUAUUAUUGUCUACGCAGCCUCACGGAUAUUGUCUUAAAGAGAGAGAGUCAUGUGACCCAAGUCUCCUCUCCAGUUUCCACAGGAAAACUUCUCAGUCUGAUGUGAUUUGAUCUGUUUGUGUAUUACUUUAUGCAUCAUUUCACCUCCUUGUCUGAAUUCACCGCAUAAACAUGAAGAAAACAGUGCAAGCUAAAAUAUCAGUUUCAGCGUUCUCAUUCCUAUGUCCUGUUUUUCAGAGCAACAAAGUCUCCUUGACCUGUAGACACAGUGUUUUGGCAGGAGGGCGCACACGCCGCUGUCAGUGCUUCCUUUAUUUUCACCUUGGCUUCAGUCAUAAUCAGCAGAUUUUCAUUUUAAUUAAGCUUAUGCCUCAUGUAUUAACAAGGUCCUUUUUCUUGAUUAUGGAUUAUGGCAUGCUAAAAGAUUGUUUCACCCCCCAUUAGUUCCAUACUAAAUUGUUACAAGACUUUUAAAUUAUUUAUACAUUAUAAAGAUGUUUACAGUUAAAAUGCCUUGAUAAAGCCAUUCAGUCUGUUCCAGUACUGCAGGAAAUUUUGAGGCAGAAAUACUCUUGCAGUGGAACUUUUAAAUGUACAUUUUUUUAAUUUGUGAAAAAGAUUUUUGUCUUGAUGUUGCACUAACUUAUUUUUGGCUCUGCAAGCAAUGAUACUUUAAAAAAAAACACUUUACUUUGUUGUAAAGUUAGAUUGAUUUGAUAAGGAUGCUUUUGUCCACAGUAGGUGUUUUCCAAGGAAGAUGGUUUUCGGUUUGGUUUCCUUAGGGAAGGUCAGAUUACAUAAAUGUGUCUCAGAAGGUUGAUAAGAUUGUCAAGUUUUUGCGCUUUUGGCAUGCCUUCAUACAUAAUGCUCACAGUAAUACACAAAUAUACAAGAAGAUCCACUGCAUGGAAGCACAUGGACUUGUCCAUACUAUGAUUUUUAAAUAUGCAAGAACCCACCUUUUGUGUGUUUACAGUAUGUGCAAUAUAUGUAUCAGAGUGUAUAUACGUAUCAGUAUAUAUACCCUUAACCUUCAAUGUGGAUGUUUAUUCUAAAGCAAAAGUGAUUUACCUCCAUUUUCCCACCAUACGUGGGGCAUUGGGUAUUGAAGCAUGCUCUCACAUGGGGCACAUAGUUCUAGACGCACCCUAAGCAGCGAUGGGCAGCCAUGUCUAAAACCAACUAAAGUAAAUCAAUAGAAGAAGGAUAUUUGUGUGUUUGUUUCUCUCUCACCCAGCUCUGUGGUUAUACUAAGCAGAAAAUCAAUGGAGGGCUUGUUUUGUAAUUCUCUGAAGGCACUUUGUUUUUAUUUCUCUCUUUCUUUGUCACUAUACGUGUUCGGGAGGAGAGGUCCCACUUAAUACAUUGUCUUCUUGCUAAUGCAAAGUCACAGAAGUACAUUGAUCCUUUCUGCUGUGGUCAGAGGUGAAUCGUUCGUGUCAAUGAGGUGUCUGUUUACAGAUAGGAGCAUCUUCUCUUUCAUUUGCCUCCAAACAAAUGAGGAGAGACCGAAAAAAAAUUGUAGAAUUAAAGGGAUGGCUCACUCAAAAGUCCCUUAUGUCGUUCCUAAGUAUAACUGCUUUCUUCUGUGGAACACAAAAGAAGGUUUCUUUAAAAAUCAUCCUUGUGUUCCACUGAAAAAAAAGAAAGAGUUACAGGUUUGUAAAAACAUUUUCAUUUUUGGAUAAACUGAGAUGCAAAAACUGCAUUGUUUCAGGAAUAUCUGCAAACUGAAAGAUGCUAUUUCCUUAAACAAAUCACCAUUGAGGAGCUGCAGUAAAAAAAAAAAAAAAAAAAAAAAACCCUGAUCAAACCUGGUUGCCUGCACCAUAAUACUAGGUAUUAGAUAUCCAAAUUGCUAAAAUAAAUGCACCCAUACAAAGAAUUUGUGAUGUUGUGUAAAAUAUGUUUAUGACUUGCUGCCCAUGUGUGUAUGCCUUCCUCUGGAUUCUUUUCACCUGGUCGAUUCUUUGAUAGCAUGAAGAUAUCUGGAACAAUAAGCACUUGCCAUGAACUCUUUAAAAAAAAAAAAAAACUCCCAUUUUUUUCCUUCCAUAUAGUUCAUGUCUUGCAAUAUUUUUCACCUGUUGUGACCCGAGAGUAUGCGGCAUUGUCAGAAUGCUACCAUUGCUCCAUUAUAGCUUCAUGAAAACAACAGUUGCCAACCUGUUUGUAUGGACAGAAGAGAUGUUUACUAACAGAGAAAUGUAUUCAAGCACUUUAAAUGACCCGUUUCAGCCUCCACUCUGGAGAGACUGGCAUUUUUGACCUGAUCCGUUUGAUUUGCUGUCAAUUUAUUGUGUGCAACUAUUAUUUGGCUGUUUGUCUUGUUCUGAUGUUCUGUCCCUGUGUGCCCUGGUCCACUGGAAGGUGUGAGACUUUAAUAAAGUGAAGAAAUAUCA